AUGCCAUUACUGAGAUCUCGCGAUGUGCCAACGCCCGGCUACGAAAUGUGCAGGCAAACACCAGCAUCGAAGUUAAAGUCUUUUACACGGAGAACACGAGAUGCUACGAUAGUUGCGAAUAGCUCGCCAUCUCACACAGCGAAUAUAACCCCGCCAGAGAUUCUCCUCCAGAUCUACUCUCUUUUAACACCAAGAGACUUUGACAAUGCUCGGCGCACCUGUUCACAAUGGAUGAGGGUCAGUCUCAAUCGUAGUUUACUGAAGGGGAUGCUGAGAAGGGCAGGAUGGUGGGAUGCAUGGCAACAGGACUGUGUAAGGCAACGGGCCACGUCCUCAUUAAAUUAUGAGAGUGAAGUCUGGAGGAUGAGCAAACGUCUUGCGACCGAGUGUCUUUUGUCCGGGCGAAAGGCCAAUAUUGGGACAUCAGGCUUCAUGAAAACACAGCUUGUGAAUUUCUCCGGACUUACACCCGGUGAAUCAGAUGCAAAAAUUCGUGGCACUCGCUCUCGUGCGAAAAUAUCUACGGCAUCAAUUUUCAGUGUCAGCAGCUGCAGCAACUAUCUUCUUGUGGCGAGAGGCUGCGUGAUCUAUGUCUUCCAAUUGCUGGGCAAAACUUCCAAACCUGCGUUGAUGGAAAGCUUGGAUAAUUGUGAUCUAGUUCUGAUAUCUAGCAUUUCGUGUUCAUAUGAGGUUCUCUCAGUCACUAUGAAUACAAGUACACCCCACUUCGUCCUUGCGGCUUUACUUCGGAAUCGAGUCGGUAUGAUCUGUGAUCUGAACGUACCUAAUAACGUCUCAUCGAGCACUACUGGUUCAAUUUCAUCUUCCUCCAAUUCAACACGAUUGCAGAAAACUGGACUCUUCUCUCCACACUACUUUUAUAACAUCUGCUCAGAAGUCCACCCUCCACGAACAAUCGCUCUCUGUCCUGGACGUCGCACCGUAGCCUUCGGGUGCGCAGGGGGUAUCGAAAUUCACUGGAUAGAUGAAAAAACAAGCCAAUAUCAGCGCAAGCAUAUUCCAACGUCCCAGCCUUCAGAGGUCCUACACUUUCUCCAGACAUCAACCGAAACACCGAAGGAAAUGCGUCUUAUUUCUUCUCUAUCUGGAUCAGACACCCACGAGUGCGCAUGUCGCCAGUCACCAUUCCCCGAUCACUCCAAGAUAUGCCAGUUCCAUAAAAUCAAAGGCAUUCAUGCGCACAGUGGAAGAGGCAUGCAGAAUACAUCCUCGCUCAGUCUGCUCCGCGCAACCCACUGCAACUACCAUCGUGCUGUUCCUAUAAGCGAUGGUCACCACAUCAUUUUCAUCGAGCCUCGCACAAAGCUGCUCUGUAUAGGAUCUGAUGCUCCCACCGGUGGGCCGACGAGUCUCACUCGCGCGUUUGUCUGUAUACCGCCCUCUGGCAAGGGCCGUUCUGACCGAACCAAAGAGGCCUGUCCCCCAACUAUUUUCGCUGUGGGGUCUGACCUACGCUGGGGUCUUAGAGUAGUCGCUGCCUAUAAUGGCAGUAUAGUUCUCUACUCCAUCCCAGUAGACGUGUUCAACAUCAUCCGCAAGGAACGCGAACGUCAAAGUGACGGCGUGAUGGGUUCGAGUGACUUAGCGCGUGACUGGUUCGCCAACUCCGAACGCUUCAACAAACAACACGAGAGCCUAGUCCAAAACCAGAAUGGCGACUGGGAGUUCCUACUAAGUGUGAGUUACAGGCCAAUGUCAUUAAUGUGGCCAUUCAAGAUAUACGGCAAGGAAAUAGGCCGGGUUGAUAAUCUCGUCGAGCUUUCCCUCCAGUCCUCCAAUGGCGGUGCUCGUAUCUGGGCAUUUAAUUCCUCAGGCGAAGCUACCAUCUUCGACAUUGAUACAUCCACUAAACACUAUGCUGCCAAUGCUUCUUGCAAGUCUGUCACUGUGAGCUCAGAUGGGAACUUGGAAUCUGCGCAAUUAGUCUACCGCAAGGUCGCUUCUACGCCUCUGCAGAAAUCAUGCAAGCGUAAAGCCUCAUCACUGCGAGAUGACUUUGUUGGUCGAUAUGGUACUAGUCGCUUUGUACCCAGCACGGGACUGAAGAAUAAUGGAUGUUCUCCCUCUGCUAUUUUGUCUCAGGGAAAAUCUCCUAUCAAGCGUCCCUCCUUCGCAGCCUGUAUCGUGGAUCUCAAAUUUUCUGAAGCUGGGCUUUGA
Messenger RNA from Penicillium taxi, 2178 nucleotides. RefSeq names its product F-box protein. NCBI's taxonomy places the organism in Eukaryota, Fungi, Ascomycota, Eurotiomycetes, Eurotiales, Aspergillaceae. The transcript has a single exon. Gene Ontology annotation, molecular function: protein binding. Bases 1 to 2178 code for a protein of 725 amino acids. The record is from RefSeq and is a predicted model, not a curated record.